AUGAACUGCUUAACCAAAAAAGCGAUUGCGCAAUAUUUACAAACAAACAAACGUCACUUGUAUUUCAGGAUUUUCUAUCAUACCCGAAUCAACAGCUGAUAAAGCGACCGAACCUGCACAAUAAUCAAGUUUUAUAAGUAUCAAAAGAAUGGCUGAGUGUUUUGCAGAUACCAACAAGAUUCGACAGUUCGUAUCAAAAGUAACAAACUUCUCAUCACAAUACAACAGUACCAGUUGGUCAGCUAAUACAGUUAUUGGGCCCCCAAGGGUCUACCCACAGCAUGGAGAUCUGCAUGGAGCAUGGGCAAGUAGUAACAUUGAUGCCAAACAGUUUAUUGAGGUCCUGUUUAAAGAAAGAGUCUUUCUGACAGAGGUCAACAUUUAUGAGACUUACCAUUCUGGAGGUACCAAGAGAAUUAAGGCUAAAGACCCUGCAGGGAAAUGGGAUACUAUAUAUGAAGCCCAGCAAGUAGAAUGCCACAAGAAAAGUAGAAUUUUUUCACCAUCAAUAAAGAAACCAGUCUACCAAGUUAAUGAAUUACGGAUAGAUGUGGAUUGUACAAAAGCAGGGACUUGGGUAGAAAUUGAUGCAGUAGAAAUGGUUGGAACAAGAUUCAAUUUUGAGUUGCCUCCAGCCCCUGCCACACUGUCAAAGAACAUGAAAGAGCUUGUCAAUAGCGACCUAUUUAGUGAUGUCCAAUUCUCCGUGGAUGGUAGAACUUUCCAUGGACACAAGGCCAUAUUGACUGUGCGGUCUGACUUCUUUAGAGCUAUGUUUUGUGACCAAAUGAAAGAAAGUAAAACAAGUGGAUCAAUAGAAAUAAAGGAUGUCAGCGCUGAUGCUUUUUCAAUCAUUCUACAUUUUAUUUACUCCAAUGAGAUUGCUGAAAAUUCUGACCAUUGCCUGCUUUUGGAGAUUUGGAGAGUUGCUGAUCAGUUCUGCCUAGAGGAUUUGAAGUCAAUGGCUUUUAUGAGCCUCUGUAUGAGCCUGAAUGUGGAUAAUGUGGUGGAUAUCUAUGUGGAAGCUGCCACCAAACUCCCAAUGAUUGAGGAUUUAAUAUCAGCAGCCAUGUCUUUCAUGAGAGCCAGAAUGAACGAUAUUGUACACCAACCAAACUUUACCUCUCUACCCAAAGACAUCAUGGUGGAAAUUAUUCAGAGCAUGACUGAAAAAAUGUCCCUCACCGACUAAAAACAGGAAAUAAGAUACAUAUCUUCCUUGCACACACAAACUAAUCUUUGCUAUGGUAAAUGAAUGACUUUUGAUGACAUACAAUCUACUUGUGUAUCCAGGACUGUUUUAUAGAGAACUUAAAAAUAUUCGAUUUAAUACUCAGCUCAAUUUUGGCUGUACUGUAUGUCACCGUGCCAGUGACUGCAGUUAUGCUCAUUUAUUUACACGGUGUUCAACUGAAGGAAAACAACUUACAAAGGGGGGGGGGGGGGGGGAUCUACAACUUAGAACAUUGUUUGAGAAGAGGUUAUGAUAAAUACUAAUUUUAAACUUUACCUCAACAACUGGCAGCUUUUCUAUGUUGCUACGGAUUUGGUCACACUAGCUUUUGAAGUGAAAUUGCAGUUUUUGUUUUAGUUUUUUUUGUCUUUGUUUGGGUUUUUGUUGAUGUUUUUACAGUGAAUGAUUUCUUAUUUUAUAUUUCAACAAAUUUAUUGUUUAAAUAUUUUGAGAAUGCCUUUUAAAAUCAAAAGAAAAAAAGUGAAAUGCCUUAUAAAUGCAAGGCAGUGUAGCGCAUUUUAUAUAUUGUUGUACAAUCACUUGUAUACUUUUACCAACUUUUAUAUUACACCUUGUCUACUCAGGAAACAGUACCAAAAUCUACGAGGUCUUUUCAAAUUAUAUCCAAUUCUAUGUGAUGAUAUUUUAUACCUAUACAUAUGUAUAUAUACAUUCUAUUUCUACUCUGUAUUGGAAUUUGUGCUCAGGACUAUUUUUAGGUAUUGCUCAAUGUGAUCAUUUGUAAACAUAUUAAUGUAGAUGAUUUACAAAGUUUGAAAUUCUUAAAAGGACAAUUUGUUAAUCCCUUUUUAAUGGAAUGUUUAAGAAACUUUGUUAAUUAGUUUGGCCGUUUAGUUGUUGACUAUAUUUAUAGAUUUGUUUUAAUGAUUUACUAGUAUAUGUUUUGUUAUUGGUCCAAAACUUUUUAGUCACUAUUGUCUAUAUCAGACGAAAGGCAAUCAAGAUUUCUGUGAUAUUUAACCCUAUUGUAGUACAUUUAUUUAUUUUUAAUUUGAUUAGACUUUUUAUUACAUUUUAAUACAUAAUGAUUUUUCUGCUAUUCCAAAUGCACAUUUACCUUUCCAAUUUGUAAUCAAUUACAAAAUUAAUUGAUUGCAUUGCUUUUAUUGAGAUCAAUAUCAUUCCUGAUUUACCAGUAUAUGGCCCCUUUUAAUUGUUUUGAUUAUGCUAAACUUCUUUUUUUUCUUAUAUCUAAUUUACUCAUGAGAAUAAUAAAAUCGCUGAUACGUGC
Messenger RNA from Magallana angulata, 2486 nucleotides. RefSeq names its product speckle-type POZ protein B-like. Gene Ontology annotation, molecular function: ubiquitin protein ligase binding. Gene Ontology annotation, biological process: regulation of proteolysis; proteasome-mediated ubiquitin-dependent protein catabolic process. NCBI's taxonomy places the organism in Eukaryota, Metazoa, Mollusca, Bivalvia, Ostreida, Ostreidae. The coding region runs from base 149 to 1192 and encodes 347 amino acids. Gene Ontology annotation, cellular component: cytoplasm. The transcript has 9 exons. The record is from RefSeq and is a predicted model, not a curated record.